AUGGAUCAGCCUAAUCAAACUAUACCUACUCAAUAUGUCAUGAAUGAUGUUGGUUCAGCAGCAACAACUGAAGUUGUUAGACCAGAAUUAGUUAAUACCCAACCUACAAAGAAGAGGAAAGCUAUUGCAAGUGGUUCUAGGCAAUCAUCUGCUUGUUGGGAGCACUUUAUUAGAUUACCAAAUGACUUAGUUGAUACACCAACUGCAGCUUGUAAACACUGCCACAAAAAAUACCUAUGUGACCCUAGGACUCAUGGCACCACCAAUAUGAACCAUCACAUUUUAAAAUGUGCAAAGAAGCCUAGAACCACUGAUCCCACCCAAACUAUUCUUACAUACCCCUCUGUAGAAGGAUCUAGUUUGGGUCAUGUUAGCUCCAAAUUUGACAAGCAAGCUUGUAGAAAAGCUUUGUCAAUUUUUGUGGUUCUAGAUGAACAACCAUUUAGUGCAGUUGAGGGGGGAGGUUUUAAGUACUAUUCUAAAGUAAUGCAGCCCCAAUUUACUCUCCCAUCUAGGCGUACAGUAGCUAGAGACUGUUUUCAGCUACACUUGGAUGAGAAACAAAAACUAAAAGCCUUCUUUAAGUCCGACUGCAAUAGAGUAGCACUUACUACUGAUUGUUGGACUUCUAUCCAAAAUCAAAACUACUUAACCCUUACGACACACUUUGUUGAUAACGAAUGGAACUAUCAAAAAAGAAUUAUAAGCUUCACAGUUAUUCCAAACCAUAAGGGUGACACGGUAGGUAGGAAGAUUGAAGAGGUGUUAAGGGAUUGGGGAGUUAGGAUUGUGUCUACCAUAACUGUUGAUAAUGCAACUUCAAAUGAUGUAGCUGUAGCAUAUUUGCAUAGAAAAAUAUCAACUAUGAAUGGGAUGAUGGGGGAUGGAAAAUGUUUUCAUACGAGGUGUGCUGCUCACAUAUUGAAUUUGGUGGUAAAUGAGGGUUUAAAAGAUAAGCAUUUGUCUAUUACUAGUGUUAGGGAUGCUGUUAGAUUUGUCAAGUCCUCACCUCAUAGGGCAGCCAAGUUUAAAGAAUGCAUUGAAUUUGCUGGAAUAACUUGUAAAAAACUAGUAUGUCUCGAUGUUUCAACUCGUUGGAACGCGACAUAUUUGAUGCUUGAGGCUGCAGAGAAGUUUCAAGCUGCUUUUGAUAAGCUUGAGUAUGAAGAGUCGAGCUAUAGGGAGUUCUUUGGAAAAGGUAGUCCUCCUAGUAGUGAUGAUUGGGACAUUGUUAGAGCUUUUAUCUAUUUUUUAAAGUUAUUCUAUGAAGCAACUAAUGUUUUUUCCACCUCUCAAAGUGUGAGUUUGCAUAGUGCUUUUCACAAAGUGUCUGCGAUCUAUUGUGAGCUAAAGCAAGCUACUAUGAACUUGAAUGGUGUUUUUGCAAGUGUGGGUGGGGACAUGAUGGAAAAGUAUAAUAGAUAUUGGGGGUGUGCUAGUAAGAUGAACAAGUUGAUUUAUUUUGGAAUUAUUUUAGACCCAAGAUACAAGUUGAGUUAUAUUGAGUGGACUUUUAAGGAUAUAUAUGGAGUUGGAUAUGUGUUUGCUACUGGGUUGAUCAAAUUUAUAAAAGAGAGCUUACAAAAAUUGUAUGAUUGGUAUAAGCAAGCUUAUGACCAAAAUCAUAAUAGACAACCUCUUGGUAGUGGUGAAAACAAUUUUUCCAAUGAUGAAACAAUAGUUGGCCGUCCUUCACUAAUGGCUAGAGCCGAUGCUUUUGAGCAACAUUUAGAGGAACAAGACUCGAUUGAUCAACAAAAUGAGCUUGAGGGUUUUUACUCUAGUAAGUGUGUCAAAAGGGAUCCUAAAUUUGACCUUCUUGUGUGGUGGAAACACAAUUCAACACAAUAUCCUAUUUUAUCUAUAAUAGCUAAAGAUAUUUUUGCCACACCAGUGUCUACGGUUGCAUCAAAAAGUGCCUUUAGUACAGGAGGGAGAGUCUUAGAAACUUAUAGGAGCUCCCUAAAACCUGAAAUGGCAGAGGCAUUAAUUUGCACCCAGAAUUGGUUAAAGCCGUCUUUUACCUAUUUCAAAGACUUGAACCUCAUGGAAGAUUUUGAGCUUUCUGAAGAUAUUAUAGCAGAAUUUGAAGAAAUUUCUUCAGCAGCAAGAAGAGGAUCUUUACCGUUUCAGCCACAACCUUCUGUUGGUAAUGUCAUGGUCGGUUGUCCAAUAGAACAUUUUGAGGCCAUGCAGGAACAACUUGGUAAAACUGUGACGAUACGCUAUAUAGCCAGGAUCAAUGGAUACAUUUUGCUGAAAAUGAUGCAGUUGACCAAGACCUUCAAAAUUGAUGUGUGUUUACUUUAUAUCGGUGAGAGAGGAAUGCAUGUUGAAGAACUAGAAAGAGAGCUCAAGUUAUUAUUGGAUAGGAUCAAGUUGUCUGUAAAAGCUCUUAAAGAUGAAGGUAUGUGGUCGAUUCAGAUGCGUGUGUUGUUUGGAGCUCAAAACGUUCUUGAUCUCGUCAACGACGAUUAUGUUCCGACUGAGGCGGAUGUGACGGAAGCACAGAGAAACGCACAAAGAGAAACGAGGAAGAAAGAUCAAAAUACGUUGUUCUACAUCCAUUAG
Molecule: messenger RNA, 2571 nt
Organism: Lathyrus oleraceus (garden pea)
Lineage: Eukaryota; Viridiplantae; Streptophyta; Magnoliopsida; Fabales; Fabaceae
Product: zinc finger BED domain-containing protein RICESLEEPER 2-like
Exons: 7
Coding region: 1-2571 (856 amino acids)
Molecular function (GO): protein dimerization activity; DNA binding
Source: RefSeq, a predicted model, not a curated record